AUGGCGCUCGACUCGAACCAACUCCGCGAUGAAGCGGUCAAAGACCGCAUUCGUCUGGCGACAGAAUUCCUUGAUCCCACCGACCCCCAAGCACGCUCCUACCGCGGCGACAUCGUCACGAUGCUGAAUCGCAGCCAGCGGCGGCUGACAGUCUCACUCGACGACAUCCGCGCUCACAAUCGUGAGCUUGCUGAUGGCAUUCUGUUUCAUCCUUUCGACUACAGUCUCUGCUUCGACCAGGCGUUGAAGAAUGUUAUCGAUACUCUGCCUAAUCGAGCGGCGUUCGAAACGGAUGAGGAGACGAUGUACUAUGUCGCGUAUAGCGGGAGCUUCGGCGAGAACUCAUGCAAUCCGAGGACGCUGAACAGUGGGUUGUUGAAUCGUAUGGUGUGUCUUGAGGGGAUUGUUACGCGGUGUAGUCUGGUUAGGCCGAAGGUUGUGAAGAGCGUGCAUUGGAAUGAGAAUAAGAGUAUGUUCCAUUUCAGGGAGUACAGGGAUCAAACUAUGAGUGUGGGCAAGCCUGGGAGUUUGAGUGUGUAUCCUCAGAAGGACGAUCAGGAUAAUCCGCUUAUCACAGAGUACGGCUACUGCACGUAUCGGGACCAUCAAACUAUCUCUAUACAAGAAAUGCCAGAAAGGGCACCUGCUGGACAGCUCCCUCGUGGCGUCGACGUGAUCAUGGACGACGACAUGGUAGACAGAGUCAAGCCUGGUGAUCGGAUACAGCUUGUUGGCACGUUCCGCUCGCUGGGUAACCGAAACACUGGUGGAGGCUCCUCAAUCUUCCGCACCUUAAUUCUGGCCAACAACGUGGUCCUACUAUCUUCGAAGUCAGGCGGCGGCAUUGCUCAAGCGGCCAUCACAGAUCUCGAUGUUCGCAACAUCAACAAAAUGAGCAAAGAGAAGAAUGUCUUCGACCUCCUCUCUCAAAGUCUAGCUCCCAGCAUCUUCGGCCACGACUACAUCAAGAAAGCCGUCCUGCUCAUGCUUCUCGGCGGCAUGGAGAAGAAUCUGCCCAAUGGCACGCACUUGCGAGGAGAUAUCAACAUUCUCAUGGUCGGCGACCCCUCAACAGCCAAAUCACAACUCCUUCGCUUCGUGCUCAACACUGCACCCCUCGCCAUCGCCACAACCGGUCGAGGCUCCAGCGGCGUCGGUUUAACAGCAGCCGUCACCACCGACAAAGAGACUGGCGAACGCCGCCUCGAGGCCGGUGCCAUGGUCUUGGGUGAUCGCGGAGUCGUCUGCAUCGACGAAUUCGACAAGAUGAGCGACAUUGACCGUGUCGCCAUCCAUGAAGUCAUGGAGCAGCAGACCGUCACUAUCGCCAAAGCCGGAAUCCACACCUCACUGAAUGCUCGCUGCAGUGUUGUAGCCGCCGCCAACCCAAUCUUCGGACAGUACGACAGCAACAAGGACCCACACAAGAACAUCGCGUUGCCAGAUUCCCUCCUUUCGCGUUUCGAUCUGCUCUUCGUAGUCACGGACGAUAUCGACGACAAGCGCGAUCGCGAUAUCAGCGAACAUGUCCUCCGCAUGCACUCGUACCGCCCGCCUGGACUCGAAGAAGGCGCGCCUAUUCGUGAGACGGGCGGGCAGACACUCGGUAUCGGGGUCGAGGACGCGGACAGCCAGGGUUCAAAGAGCACAGAAGUCUACGAGAAGUACAAUGCUGUCCUCCACGCCGGCUUCAAGCCCGCUCAGCAAGCGCAACAGCAACAACGCCGCGGAGGUGGUCGGGGCCGCGGUCGCCGCACACAAGCGGAAGAAGUCAGCCCGAUCGCUAUGGCGUUUAUCAAGAAGUACAUCCAGUAUGCGAAGAGUCGAUGCAAGCCGAUCUUGACGAAGGAGGCGAGCGACUAUAUUGUCAAUGCGUACAGCAAUUUGCGGAAUGAGGAUAUCGAUGCCAAUAAGCGGCGGACCAGCCCUCUGACGGCACGUACGCUGGAGACGUUGAUCCGUCUCUCGACCGCCCACGCCAAGAGCAGGCUGAGUGCUAGGGUUGAGGAAAGUGAUGCGGUGGUCGCAGAGGAAGUGUUGCGAUUCGCCCUCUUCCGGGAGUCACAACUCUCCAACCUCUCCCUCGCCUCCUCCAUGCCCGCGUCCCAACUCCCAUCUACCCAGCAAAGCAGCAGCGCUGCAGCCACCCAAUUCCAGACCCAGCCAAAAUCAACCCGCGAGCGCCUCAACCAAUUUAAGCAAAUCCUCGGUCCCCUACAGCGGACAGCACUGUUUGAUGGCGAUCAGAAGGCCACGGCGGAGGCUAUCAGAAGGAAAGUGAACGAGGUGUUGGACGAGGAAGGCGACGGGGACGAAGAGGAGUUUGGGAGGGAGGAGGUGGUGUGGCUGUUGAGGGAGAUGGGGGAGCGGGACGAGUUGAUGUUUGAGGAGGGCAGUGGGGAUGUUUACUUGCUUUAG
Molecule: messenger RNA, 2418 nt
Organism: Cyphellophora attinorum
Lineage: Eukaryota; Fungi; Ascomycota; Eurotiomycetes; Chaetothyriales; Cyphellophoraceae
Product: DNA replication licensing factor mcm3
Exons: 3
Coding region: 1-2418 (805 amino acids)
Biological process (GO): mitotic DNA replication initiation; double-strand break repair via break-induced replication; DNA replication
Cellular component (GO): nucleus; MCM complex
Molecular function (GO): ATP binding; single-stranded DNA helicase activity; single-stranded DNA binding
Source: RefSeq, a predicted model, not a curated record